Messenger RNA from Sarcophilus harrisii (Tasmanian devil), 1034 nucleotides. RefSeq names its product translocator protein 2 (gene TSPO2). NCBI's taxonomy places the organism in Eukaryota, Metazoa, Chordata, Mammalia, Dasyuromorphia, Dasyuridae. The coding region runs from base 194 to 727 and encodes 177 amino acids. The record is from RefSeq and is a predicted model, not a curated record. The transcript has 5 exons. Gene Ontology annotation, cellular component: membrane; endoplasmic reticulum. Gene Ontology annotation, molecular function: cholesterol binding.
GUCCCAGACAUCUGAGAACGGAAGGUAGUGAGCCCCACCUUACCUCCUCCCAACCCUUCUACAAGUUCUUCUCUUCUUCUCCUAUAUAAGUCAUCAGGCUCAGGAUGUAGAAAGUCAACUGACUAAGAUAAACAAACAGACUGCUCCGAAUACCUGGCCCAGGGUCACAUGAUUAGUGCCAUCCCCCUGGACAAUGUGGCCUCAAAGCACCUUCUUCAUGGCCUUGCCCCAUGUGGGACCCAUUGUGGGCUGGUUGUUUGCUCAACAGCACAUGCCCACCUGGUAUAAGACCCUGAAAAAGCCGCCCUGGUGGCCAUCCAACAAGUUCUUCUUAAUUGUAUGGACCAUCAUCUACUCCACCAUGGGCUAUGCUUCCUAUCUAGUGUGGAAGGAUCUGGGUGGGGGCUUUGACCGUUCUCUGGCCCUGCCCCUUGGUCUCUAUGCUACCCAGCUUGUCCUCAAUUGGAUCAUACUCCUCCUCUUCUUCGGAACCCAUAACCUUGGGCUGACCCUAUGCCAUCUGCUUCUGCUCUAUGGACUGGUGCUUGGUAUGGCACUGAGCUGGCAGUCCAUCAAUGGCCUCGCUGUCCUGCUCCUGCUGCCCUACCUGGCCUGGCUCACACUGACCACUUCAUUGGCCUAUCAUCUAUGGAUGGACGACUCCAGUUCAGAGCCACAUCUCUCUUCCCAAUCCCAGUUUCAGCCCUUGGGAGAGAAGAUAGACUGAGAUAGAAAGAAAGGAGAAUUUGAGGAAAGACCAAAAAGGGAGGAAUGUCAAGGGUUGGGGUUGAAAAAACUAAGAGCAGGGAAUGAGGGAGGGGCAGGGACAAGGAAUCCCAAACACAGUCUCUGAUCAAUAUUUCCAUACCCUUCCAAAAUAAGCUGCCUGAUUUUGAACCUCCUCUCUAAUCCCAAGCUAAUUCAUUUCUUCUUUGCCAUUAUUUGUCUAAGAGAAUAAAGAGGCCCUUGCAUCUGGUUAAAAGCAUUUUAUUUUACAAAUAAAAAUAAAAAUUUCAUUGGUUCUGAGUAUGUGA